GGCAUCACUUGUCAACUGUCAUCCUUAUAGCGUGCACUACAAAAUUUAUUUGACCCACGAGAACGAACAAAAAUGAAUUCUGAGCCAAAUCGCAAGCCCACUCCUAUGGAAGUGGAGGAAAUUGAGAAUGAGGAGACGCGCUCGGAUAAUCCGCAGCCAGAGGAAGGUGAGUCUGCGAAUGGGGAGGCAAAUCUCUCGGAUGACGAAUCAGAAAUGGAGCUGGCCAGCUUCAAUGCCAGCGGCAGUACCUCGCCUGCCGCUAAGGAAAGCAAGAAGGGCACCAUCUACAUAUCCCACUUACCCAAAGACAUGGCCGUGACCAGCAUGUUGCGAAUCUUUGGCGAGUACGGCGCCAUCGGCAGAGCUUUCCUGCGGUCGAAGAAGCUGUCAAGUAAGUCUCCUGAUAUCAUCUUCACCGAGGGUUGGGUGCAAUUCAAUUCGAAACGUGUGGCCAAACAGAUCGUUCCACUGCUUAACAACAAGCAGAUAUCCACGCGCAAGAAGUCCCGAUUCUAUGACUCGCUGUGGAGCAUGAAGUACCUGCCGCAGUUCAAGUGGACCCGUCCAACCGUUCUCGUGGCCUUGGGGCAGGAGGGGCUCGUGGUACCCCUUGAGGCAAAUCCCUCGGAUGCCGACGAUGAAAUGGAGCUGGCCAGCCUCAAUGACACCGGCAGUUCCUCGGCUGCCGCGAAGAGAAGCAAGAAGGGCAUCAUCUACAUAUGCAACAUACCCAAGGACAUGACCAUUGCCCGCCUGCGGGAGAUCUUGGGCAAGUACGGCGCCGUCGGCAGAGCUUACCUGCAGUCGCAGAAGCUGUCAGAUAAGUCUCCUCAUAUCAUCUUCGCCGAGGGUUGGGUGGAAUUCAAGUCGAAACGUGUGGCCAAACAGAUCGUUCCCCUGCUGACCAACAGGCAGAUAUCCACGCACAAGAAGUCCCGAUUCUAUGACUCGCUGUGGAGCAUGAAGUACCUGUCGCACUUCACCUGGGCCAAUCUACCCAAGCUCCUAAACUCGCAGGCCACACGCUUCCAGUAAAAUCUCGAGUUCAACAAGAAGAACGCGAAGAAGGCAUCUUAUGUUAACAAGAUUGCAAAUAAACUUAAAUAAACACACUUAGGGGUUUCUAACACUUAUUUACAGCACAAAAAUUAAAUAAUUUUUAAUUAA
Molecule: messenger RNA, 1167 nt
Organism: Drosophila sechellia
Lineage: Eukaryota; Metazoa; Arthropoda; Insecta; Diptera; Drosophilidae
Product: pre-rRNA-processing protein esf2
Exons: 3
Coding region: 73-1035 (320 amino acids)
Biological process (GO): endonucleolytic cleavage in ITS1 to separate SSU-rRNA from 5.8S rRNA and LSU-rRNA from tricistronic rRNA transcript (SSU-rRNA, 5.8S rRNA, LSU-rRNA); endonucleolytic cleavage in 5'-ETS of tricistronic rRNA transcript (SSU-rRNA, 5.8S rRNA, LSU-rRNA); small-subunit processome assembly
Cellular component (GO): nucleolus
Molecular function (GO): RNA binding
Source: RefSeq, a predicted model, not a curated record